AUGAAAGAGAAGUUGUAUGAAACCACUCACACUUGUACGUAUUCUGUACCACAAUUAUUGUGUAUCUCCUCUGUUUCAGAUUCAGAUUUGUGUAAGUUUUGGGAUCUGGAAACUGUAGGGGGGUUAAGCCUAGGGAACUUGUUGAAAGUUAUAGUGAGGACUAAAAGUUUCAAAGAAUUUGAGAGUACUGUGAAGUUUGUGAAUGGUCGCUAUGAGGUUGCACUGCCAUGGAAGGAUGAUUCUGCUAAAGAAAAACUUUUGAAUAAUGAAGUCAUAGCCCAUAAAAGGUUAAGUAAGCUAUUGGUUAAGUUAGAACAAAAUAAGGAGCUUAAGAAAGAGUAUCAAAAAGUGUUUGAUAGUUAUGAGUCUGAUCACAUGAUAGAAGAGGUACCAAGGCAGGAAAUUUCAGGUGUGAAUCCUGUGUACUAUAGCCCACAUCGUGCAGGAAGGUAA
Messenger RNA from Macrobrachium nipponense, 453 nucleotides. RefSeq lists its product as uncharacterized. The record is from RefSeq and is a predicted model, not a curated record. The transcript has a single exon. Bases 1 to 453 code for a protein of 150 amino acids. Lineage: Eukaryota; Metazoa; Arthropoda; Malacostraca; Decapoda; Palaemonidae.